Molecule: messenger RNA, 1392 nt
Organism: Leptomonas pyrrhocoris
Lineage: Eukaryota; Euglenozoa; Kinetoplastea; Trypanosomatida; Trypanosomatidae
Exons: 1
Coding region: 34-1392 (452 amino acids)
Biological process (GO): tRNA modification
Cellular component (GO): mitochondrion
Molecular function (GO): tRNA dimethylallyltransferase activity
Source: RefSeq, a predicted model, not a curated record
AGUCUCUUUUAAGUGCUAUUAUUAUUGGGUGCAAUGCCACCCGUUAAGAAUCCGGUGUUUUUUGUCAUUGGGUCUACCGGUACAGGCAAAUCAAAGGUAGCCGUGCACUUAGCUCAAGAGUUAAAAGGCUCCUACGGAUACCAAAAUGUUGCGAUAGUCAACUGUGACGUUUACCAGUGCUUCGACGCUCUCCCCAUCUCCACCAAUAAGCCAUCUGCUGAACAACUAGGAAAUGUACCUCAUGCGUUCCUAGGGUUUCUUGAGGCCGAUGGGACUUUGUGUGCCUCCAGAGCAUACCCUUCACCAACAGAGGCUGCAGCGCAUGCCGCGGCAUCAAGCGCGCUGAAGCAGGAGAAGAUUUUUAACGUGCACACUUACGAAAAAAUGGUGACUUCAUUUAUCUCGGAGUAUUUUCAACAACACGAUGGGGCGGCACUUAUUGUCUGCGGCGGAACAUGUUACUACGUUCAAGCACUGCUUUUUUCCAACUCUCUCGUGCAUGACGUUGAUGCUACCGCACCAGAUGAUACGAAGGAAGGCCGUGAUGGAGUCGAAAAUGCAUGGGAGCGUCUCCACGAAAUCGACGCCGAUACGGCGUCUCGCUACCACCCCAAUGACUCUCGUAGAAUAAAGCGAAUGCUUGACAUUCACAAGAAUACCGGACAAAAACCAUCCAUUAUUUUCGAAGAGCAUGAGACGCAAUUGCGCUUUGAUUGCUGCUCCGUUUUUGUUAUCUGGACACACAUGGAGCGGCCGCAUCUAGACAGCGCAUUGAACCAACGAGUAGACGAGAUGCUCCACCGCGGUAUGAUUGACGAGGUUCGUGGUUUUUGGGCAGCAUUUAAAGGGAACCCGCCACACAGCAGCUUAACAGAGGCUAUCGGGUGUAAAGAAUUUCUGAGGUUGCUUGCGGAGCAUAAUUCGUCACAGGUGAAUGAGGCGGAGCUAAAAACUGCGGUGGAGCAAGUGAAAGCCAAUACCCGCCGCUACGCACGACAGCAAGAGCGAUGGAUCAAAAAUCGUCUCAUUAGACUUUUGCAAACGACCGCUCUUAAAGAGCAGUGGACUCAUUUCGUUGUGUUUCCGACAGACCAAGGAAACGGUGCGCUACUCAACAUAAGUACCCUCCUGCAGACAUUUUUCAUUGCGCCUUGUGAUAAUGUCGCAGGAGAUCUUGAAUAUCCUUUGAAGGAGGAGGUGCGCACGCAGGCACCUGUGUGUCAAGAGAAAUGCGCUAUUUGUGGCCUGCUCGUUUACGGGAGAGGGCAAAUGGAAGCGCACCUCAAAUCAAAGCGCCACCGUGGUGCUCUGCGGCGCCUCGCUCUGGAAAAAGAGCAAAGAGAAGUUUACGGUCGAAAACUACCUCCACCAAAGAGAAAGCGAGGCUUCUAA